AUGGCACCCCCGGUGGCACCUCUACCCGGCCCCUCUGCGCCUCGUACGACGAUGUUGUCCAUCACGGACAUGCUUUGUGACACGGCCCCAGAGAAGCCCGCCCCAAAGAAGCCUGCUGGGAGCGGCACCUACAGAAAGAGUGCCACGCAGCGCGACGGCGUUCCGCCCCUCACUCGCGAAGAACUUGGGAAGCUCGAGUUUCAGGAAGGAACAGCGGUGAGGGUGAAUACUCUCCGAUUUGAUGGUCCCGGAGACGUGCCACGGUUGCGCCGCGGCUCUAUCGCACCCUUCGCCAAAUAUCCGCCCUCCUUGGAGCGGCACUAUUACCUCCCCUCGGGCAAACUCUGUCAUCGCUACAUGGUGAUCAUGGAUGACACGCGGGCAGUGAUGGGGCCCUUCUGUACCGCACUGGGAGAGAUCCUUCUAGCAAGUGGGCUUAUGUCUGCCAAACUCGAUGCUGCUUAG
Trametes versicolor FP-101664 SS1 is the source of this 465-nucleotide messenger RNA. RefSeq lists its product as uncharacterized. Bases 1 to 465 code for a protein of 154 amino acids. NCBI's taxonomy places the organism in Eukaryota, Fungi, Basidiomycota, Agaricomycetes, Polyporales, Polyporaceae. The transcript is spliced from 3 exons. The record is from RefSeq and is a predicted model, not a curated record.